UGUCAGUGAGGAAAGAGGAGGGGGCGGUAUAAGUGAAGACGGAAUAGCAGAGCGGUGAUCAGCCUAUAGAGGGGGAGAGGAGCCGGGGGAGGCCGCUGUGUACCAGGAAGCUAUGAACUGAGAGCUGUGUCUGAAGACUGUUUUUCCUGGUAAAGAUCAACUAUGGAUGACACCGAAUAUGGGCGUUUUGUGGACUGGGAUAAGAUGGAGAGUGGGGGCCAGGAACAGAGCCCCAAAGUACUAAACUGUAACGAUUUACAGGAACUCAAACAGCUGUCUCGUCAGGGGUAUUGGGCCAAGAACCAUUCUCUACGGGCAAAGGUUUAUCAAAAACUUAUCAAAGACAUCCCUUGCCGCACUGUGACACCGGACGCCAGUGUGUAUCGAGACAUUGUGGGAAAAAUAGUGGGCAAGAGAAAUUCGACUUCGUUACCGCUACCUGAAUUUGUUGACGACCGUCAGGUUCCCACCUACUGUCUUAACUCCGAAGGGGUUGGAGCAGUCAGGAAAGUCAUAAUGUGUAUCUCAAAUCAAUUUCCAGAUAUCUCCUUUUGUCCUGCUCUCCCUUCCAUUGUGGCUCUUCUUCUACACUACAGCCAGGACGAGGCAGAAUGCUUUGAAAGCGUCUCUCGAAUAUUGGCCUGCAAUGACCCCAACAGGCGGCUUGUCGACCAAACCUUUUUAGCAUUUGAGUCUUCAUGCAUGACGUUCGGGGAUCUGGCAGGCAAAUACUGCCAGGGACCUCACAAGCUCAUGGUAGCAGUAUCUGAAGAUGUCAUGGAGGUAUACUCAGACUGGCAAAGGUGGCUUUUUGGAGAAUUGCCCUUUAACUACGUCACAAGGGUGUUUGAUGUGUUUUUAGUGGAAGGUUACAAAGUUCUCUUCAGGUUAGCAUUGGCUCUCCUGAAAUUCUUUCAUAAAGUAAGAGGUGGACAGCCUAUGGAGUCAAAUAAUGUAAAAAGAGACAUCCAGGAAUUUGUGAGAGACAUCGGCAAAUCUGUGUCUCCAGAAAAACUCCUGGAGAAAGCCUUUGCUAUCCGACUUUUCUCCCGUAAAGAGAUACAGUUACUUCAGAUAGCCAAUGAGAAAGCUCUGCAGCAGAAAGGCAUCACCGUAAAGCAGAAGAGAUUCAAGUCUCCUGUCCGACAGAACGUCCACUUGGCUGUAGAUGCCGAAAACUUCAAGUCUGAGAUUGUGAGUGUGAAGGAGAUGCGAGACAUCUGGUCCUGGAUUCCGGAAAGGUUCGCCCUCUGCCAGCCGCUGCUGCUCUUCACCAACCAGGAGCAUGGCAAUAGCCUCGGCAGGUUUUUCUUGCAUUGUGAAGGACGUGAGCCCACCCUACUCCUGAUCAAAACCAGUAGCCAAGAGGUGUGUGGUGCAUAUCUGUCUACUGACUGGAAUUCACGUAAGAAAAGCGGAAACAAGCUGAGCUUCUUUGGAACUGGAGAGUGUUUUGUUUUUCGGCUUCAACCAGAGGUGGAACGCUACGAGUGGGUGAUCAUAAAACACCCCGAGCUCGGCAGAGUAAGUGCAGCAGCAGCAGCUGACCAAGAAUCAAACUCUUCCCAAGACACUGCGGAUGGCACGGACCCUUCUGAUCGCCUGUCUCCAUUCCUGGCCACUCGCCACUUCAACCUUCCGUCCAAAACAGCCUCCAUGUUCAUGGCUGGGAGCACAGAAUGCAUUAUCAUAGGUGGCGGAGAUGGACAAGCUUUAUAUUUGGACUCUGAUCUGAAUUAUGGAAGAACCAGCCACUGCAACACCUUCAACAACCAGCCUCUGUGCUCCGAAACCUUUCAGGUGGCAAUAAUAGAGGUGUGGGGUUUUGAGGACAAUCUCCACCAUGAGGAACGUCCCUCAACCUUACAUUGAGUCAUUUCUCAAUGACCCAUGUCGCCAGCGCAGAAUUCUGGGACAGCUAAGCAGGUACACGGGAGGUCUGCUGGAGUUGCUGUUCACUACUGGUUCUUGUCUGAUGGACUAAAACGUGUAUCUGUUGUUGUGUUGUACAAAACCACACUAUGACCUCUGAGAUUAAUGAUGGAUGUCUGUUCAAGUAACAUCAUCUUCAUUCCAUUGCAUAUCAAGAGUUCUUAUCAUGUAGACUUUGCACCAGGGAACUGUGACUUCCGCCCAUUCCAAGUGUGUUUGCUGUGUUAUCUGUGUGCUUGUCACAUACAGCUAUUUGUACUGUCUUUGUGUAUUUGUGUAUUCAGUCUUUCCUUCUCCUCCCUCAGAAACCAGCUAUCAUUGUGUAACCUUAAAAAGAACAAGAGUCUGGAUAGGGGAUUAUUUCACUUGUCCCGAGUCUGUCUCCGUGUUGGAAAUUUUAGGAAUAAAGUGAAUCUCAGGCA
This is a messenger RNA of Rana temporaria (common frog), 2354 nucleotides long. It is a transcript of the gene TBC1D24, whose product is annotated as TBC1 domain family member 24. Bases 163 to 1872 code for a protein of 569 amino acids. NCBI's taxonomy places the organism in Eukaryota, Metazoa, Chordata, Amphibia, Anura, Ranidae. The record is from RefSeq and is a predicted model, not a curated record. The transcript has 8 exons.